This is a messenger RNA of Octodon degus (degu), 1791 nucleotides long. It is a transcript of the gene Prr5, whose product is annotated as proline rich 5. Gene Ontology annotation, cellular component: TORC2 complex. Lineage: Eukaryota; Metazoa; Chordata; Mammalia; Rodentia; Octodontidae. Gene Ontology annotation, biological process: TORC2 signaling. The record is from RefSeq and is a predicted model, not a curated record. The transcript is spliced from 8 exons. Bases 250 to 1383 code for a protein of 377 amino acids.
CCCCCGCCUGCGUUUGCGCCGGGCCGAUGCGGCGCGCGCUCCACGCUGUCCUGCUCAGCAAUGAUUAACCCGGCGGGGCGGCAGGCGCGCGGCCUGGGGCGGAGGCGCAGGCCCGGGGCGGGACCCCGAGGGGCAGCUGGGCUUCCUGUUCUCGCCCAAGUUUCCCCGUAGAGCGCGCGUCGCAGCCCGUCGCGGCGCGGCGUGGCGGGGUGCAGCGUGCGUGGGUGCUGGUCGGCCACCGGGGUCACCAUGAGGACUCUCCGCAGGUUGAAGUUCAUGAGUUCGCCCAGCCUCAGUGACUUGGGCAAAAGAGAGCCGGCCGCCGCCGCCGCGGACGAGCGGGGCUCGCAGCAGCGCCGGGCUUGCGCCAACGCCACCUGGAACAGCAUCCACAACGGGGUGAUUGCCGUCUUCCAGCGCAAGGGGCUGCCGGACCAGGAGCUCUUCAGCCUCAACGAGGGUGUGCGGCAGCUGCUGAAGACAGAGCUGGGGUCCUUCUUCACCGAGUACCUGCAGAACCAGCUGCUGACAAAAGGCAUGGUGAUCCUUCGGGACAAGAUCCGCUUCUAUGAGGGACAGAAGCUGCUGGACUCGCUGGCAGAGACCUGGGAUUUCUUCUUCAGUGACGUGCUGCCCAUGCUGCAGGCCAUCUUCUACCCUGUGCAGGGCAAGGAGCCGUCCGUGCGCCAGCUGGCCCUGCUGCACUUCCGAAACGCCAUCACCCUGAGCGUGAAACUGGAGGAUGCGCUGGCCCGCGCCCACGCCCGAGUGCCACCCGCCGUCGUCCAGAUGCUGCUGGUGCUGCAGGGCGUGCACGAAGCCAGGGGUACGACCGAGGCCUACCUGCGCCUGGAGACACUGGUCCAGAAGGUGGUGUCCCCCUACUUGGGCACCUACGGCCUCUACUCAAGCGAGGGCCCCUUCGUCCACUCCUGCCUUCUGGAGAAGCGUCUCCUGCGCCGCUCCCGCUCAGGGGACGUCUUGGCCAAGAACCCCGUGGUGCGCUCCAAGAGCUACAACACGCCGCUGCUGAAUCCAGUGGCCGAGCACGAGGCAGAGGGCACGGCGGCUGGUGGCACAAGCAUCCGCAGGCACUCGGUGUCCGAGAUGACAUCCUGCCCAGAGCCCCAGGGCUUCACCGAUACACCCAGCCAGGGGCCCACAACACCCCACUCGGGGCCCUGGCCCAGCAGACUGUACCCCACAACCCAGUCCCCCAAGUCCAGCCCAGCCCUCGCCUCUGCACCCAGCCCCGAGACCCUGGACCAGACCCUGGAGUCAGCAGACUCGGAUUCCGAGGGCAUCUUCAUUGACUUUGGCCGGGGCAGCAGCUCUGGGGUGCCCAACUUCGAGAGGACCGGGGGCCGGCAGAGCAUCGUGUGAGUGGCAGGGCUGACAGCCCUUUCCUGACCACGUGAGAACGUGUCCUGAUGGUGCCUGCGUGCGUGCAAGAAGUUUCUACUGUCCCCACUCGCCAGCCCCCUGGCAACCUCAUCACUGCCUCGGUCACUUUAUACUCCCUGCUCCCGUCCAGUGAAAGCUGUCACCUCUAGUGUCACCAGGGACAUAGCGAGUGUCCAGUGUGGGGGUUACUGCAUCCCUGCCUGCCACACUGGCGGUGUCCACAUCCGUCACAGACUGAAUGGGUGCUGCCUGCCUGCAUGGCCCAGAUCAGCCCCAGGGGGCAGGGCUCUGUAGCAGCCCCAUCCUUGUCCCCACAGGCUGCAUUGGGCCACCACCUGCCCUCCCUCUGCCUGAGGGGGCCCUGGAGGACAGGCAGUGUGGAAUAAA